GUCUUUGGAAUAUAGGACUUAAGAAUGGAAUAAUCUUGAAGUAUCAGGCAUAGCCAAGACGUCUCUGAUAAUGAAUACAUGGCAAAGAGACACAGGAUAGUUCGAAACAUCUUAAACAAUAGAGUUGACAUGAUAAUAUAACAAAUUGUUGUGUACAAGGGUAUGACUUGCCUAUGGGUCAUUAGAUGCCAAUUUGAAUUACAAUGAUCGUAACGUGCGCUAUUCAUAACGAGAUUACAAUCUUUUUAACUUGUAUCAGAUUUAAAACACUCUGGUCAAAAGUGUAACAAGAUUUUGUAUAUUUCACAAUUGCAGAUUAUGUGAGCUGGAUUAGUGUUAAUAAGGAAUUAAAACAGAAGUUCAAUAAGGAAUUAGAUAUUUGUAGCGGAUCAAAACGCUGGACGGAUUAUUUCACCUCAUAAGUGGCUUGUCCGAGGGUUAUUGUUUUAGUUGACAGUUUUGUUGUUGCUGAGGCGUGCUAUAUGAUUCAUUCAGACCAAGGUUCUCAUGGUCAGCGGACUAGAAAGUGAUUGGAAUAUGGUUUAAUAUUCAACAUUUAUAAUGUAAAUAAAUGAAAUUUGAUGGAGGAAAUUACAAGAGUUGUAAAAGCAAGUUGUGUAAUUUGAUGGAAAUGAUACAACUUUAAGUUCAAAUUGUUUUUUGAUCUUGCUAAAGUAUAAAGAGCCAUACUUGGAAUUUACAAUGAGCCUUAACAUUGGGGAUAGGAUAAAUUAUUUACACUUACAAUUACUUUCCCAAAUAUUUUUCUAAAUAAAGAUAGACUAAAAGCUAGUGGAAUAAAACACUUCUGAAAACCAGGAAAAUGUGUGGUCAUAUCUGACUGUCCAGAACAAGCAAAUCCCAUCAAAGGUGUGAAUAUCAACAAUCUCAGCACAGCCAGUCGAAAUCCUUACAAAGUCAUAAGUAUCCUCCCUCAGUCAAAAGAUGUGAAUAUCAAUUUGUGCAAUCAAUUCUGAAACGCACCAAACCGUGAACAGUGGUCAAACAAGUUGAAGAUAAUCCACAAACCAUUAAUACCUGUCACAACCCAGCGCGAUGAACGAAGCGCAGAGAUCGGUGCUUCAGAGGCACCUCAAGACCCUGGGGGAUAACAUCAUGUUGACGGAGGAGCUGCUAGCUGCUAUGUACCAGAGGAAACUGUUUGAAUGGAACAUGAUUGAAACCAUCAAGGCUGAGAAGACCCACACAGACCAGCUGUACAAGAUGUUGAACAUGCUACCCAGGCGAGGACCAGAGGCCUUCGAUAACUUCAUUGACAUCCUCAAACCUGACUACCCCUGGCUUGCUUCUGCCCUAGAGAGCACCUACAAGGAGAUGGACCUGAGUCUCCCUAGACAGGGCUCCAUGGUCUGUGUGUGUACAUGUGGCAGCCUGUCAGCUCGUGAAUCUGGCCCCUUAACAUCACGGGGAGAUACACAAGUGGAUGGUCCUUAUCCUCUACCCAAACCACUACCCGACAUCCCAGCUGAUACAGACGUGAAAGCCAAAGUGGGAAUGUUCAUCCACAAACAGUUUGGUCACAGCAAGAGGGUGUCCCAGCAGGACAAGAAGUCCAUGGAGAGAUGGCUGGCGGAACAGAUACAGCAGGAGCGGAGAACUCGAUCAUCAAAACCAUGUUCUGUAUCAGAAGAGCCCGAUAUGUCUGAGAAAGAAGCCAUCACUGGUCCAGUCUCUGUAGCAGACCACAUUCAUGAUGACCUGAAAAAGAUCUUCAACAAGGUAAAAGAUGAAAACCUCAGUGACCUACUGAACAGUGAAUAUGCUCACAAAAACGCCAUCAGUGAUUCAGGAGCAGGGGCAGAGAGUGGUAGUGACGAAAUUGAUGCAAACAUUAACCAGAACAUUGUUGACAUUGGAAAAUUUGCCGAGAAACUUGAAGACGAGAUUGAUAUGUUAAUUAACAGGAUGAAUGAAAUGGAAGGGCUGCUUACUCAGUGUCAUUACAUACUUGGUGAUCCAGAUAGGAAGAGAAGGAUUACUGAUUUGGUCAAAGAUGUGCAGUACACUGCUAAGCAAUCAGAGAAAGAGUUAAGGAAGGAGAAGUCUAAGUCAGAAAAGAUGCUGAAUGAGUUAUAUGAUUACAGUAAGCAGAUAAAUAAACUUGAGAUGAAAAGAGAACUUAUGAGGCAGGAGAAUGAAAAACUCACUGAAGAAAGAGAGAAAUUGAAAAGAGAAAAUGCUGUCAUAAGGGAUAAGUGUGACAAACUAGAAGUAGCUAGUCUUCAACAUUUAGAAAAAGAGAAAACACUACAGAAUCUGAAAAAGAUGGUGGAUGAAUUAAAAGCAAAUCAAUUUCAAUCAACUGAUGAUUCCCCUAACUUUAGAGGCAUAGGUAACACAAGGACAAAUACCAAAAGAACGCCAAGAGUUCAGAACAGGAAAGGCUCAACAGUGGAUCUCUCUGUGCCAGGGACAGUCAGAUCUCGGACUCAAGCGAGGGGACAAUUGUUUAACACCAGAAAAAGAACAAUUCCCAUAAACAGGUUUAACUGACACUAUGAGCGAGAAGUAAUGUUAAUUGCUUUUGUGAAUGCCAUGAUGACAGGCCAUUUUCAGUCUUUCUGCUCAUGCAGUUAUUAGUUUAUGGUGUGUUUGUUUUCAUUUUACAACAAUUCUAAAACAAGUUAUAUAACAACAGCUGUCCGAUGGUUUUUAGAGAAUCAUCAGUGCUAUAAAAAGGGUACCUCACUAUUUCAAACUAUUUGUAAACGUCAAUGGGGAAAAAAAUACCAUUUUGAAAUUUUAGACCGCUCUGACUUCCCAAUAAUUUUAUAAACAGUCAGAGCAAUGAUCCUCUAAAUAUUAAUCACUCUGAACAUACAUUGAGAUAUAUAACCCUGCACUUAUUAUUGUCAUCAUUCUUAACAUUAUUUUGAAGGUUAACACAAUAAUGUGCAAUUCCAUAUUUCUGGCUGAACAUUUUCAUUCAAGCAAGAAAAUUGUUAAGCAAGGAUAUUCCCUUGUGGGGCUCUUGUUUUAUAAGCUAUUCAAUGCGACGUGAAUGUGUGUGUUUUUAAACAGAGAUAUGUAUCAAUGCUAUUCAAAUUGUGUUAAACAGAGAUAUACACCAGUGCUGACUUAAUAAAUUUAUUAUUUUUGAUUUAUUACCAAAUUCCUGAAUGAAAAUGUGCUGUGAAUAUGAAAAUUUAUUUUAAAUCAAAAUGCAUUUUCUGUAACUUUCAUUCAGUAGACAGCAUUUACUGAGAGCAUUUA
Molecule: messenger RNA, 3234 nt
Organism: Mya arenaria
Lineage: Eukaryota; Metazoa; Mollusca; Bivalvia; Myida; Myidae
Exons: 5
Coding region: 1057-2514 (485 amino acids)
Biological process (GO): regulation of apoptotic process
Molecular function (GO): death domain binding; protease binding
Source: RefSeq, a predicted model, not a curated record